Messenger RNA from Tachysurus vachellii, 8561 nucleotides. It is a transcript of the gene otog, whose product is annotated as otogelin. The transcript is spliced from 57 exons. The record is from RefSeq and is a predicted model, not a curated record. Lineage: Eukaryota; Metazoa; Chordata; Actinopteri; Siluriformes; Bagridae. Gene Ontology annotation, biological process: L-arabinose metabolic process. Bases 51 to 8036 code for a protein of 2661 amino acids. Gene Ontology annotation, cellular component: extracellular matrix. Gene Ontology annotation, molecular function: protein binding; alpha-L-arabinofuranosidase activity.
AGGGGAGAAGUUUAAGUGAUUGCACUUAAAGUUGUAUAUAUGACUCACGAAUGGAUCCUAAUUCAAACCUAAUCCAGAAAGGACUGUUUUACUUUUUAUUGGUCUGUGUUUGUCUAAUACAUCAAGUGUGUAUUUUUUGGGCCGUUGAAAGCGUGAAUUUAACUCACCAGCAUGAUCCUGAAAACGGGAGCAGCGGGAUAAUACUGCCGAAAUGGGAGACCCGUUCCCAUGCCGAGCAGCAAGUCCAGUUAAACAACACACCCUCAGAGCAGAGAGAAGCAUGGGCUCCCCGCAGAUCCAGGGGGAGUAACGAUCCUUGUAUCUUUCUAUGCAUGGAUGGGGAUCAUUGUCUCUAUCCAGGCUCCUGCAACUGUUCUUUCUCUCAGGCUACUGGAUCACACUGCCAAACAGUUCCAAAUACAGGUUUGGAGAGAGAGAUGGCAUGCAGAUCAUGGGGCCAAUACAAUUAUGAGACAUUUGAUGGCCUUUACUAUUACUUCUCUGGCAAGUGCAGCUACACACUUCUGAAAGUCUGUGAGGACAGCACAAAGUCAAGUGUGUUUAUACAGGUCCAUAAUGAUCAAGACUGCAGUUCCAAUCCAUACUCCUGCAGACGAUCAGUAAGCCUCUUCUUGCCAUGGGAGGGCGAGAUUAGAUUACAAGGAUUCAAUGUAACAUUCAAAGGUCAAAGUCUACAGAUCCCACAUAAUGUUCAUGAUAUUGAGCUGGAGAGAAUAUCUGACUACAUCUUGGUGUCACAGCAUCAGGUUUUCAUGCUGGCAUGGCAGGGCCAUAGCAGCUCCAUAUAUAUUAAGAUGAAUCCAGAAUUUGUGGGUCGUACCUGUGGUCUGUGUGGCAACUUUAAUGCAGAUGUACAAGAUGAUCUAAAAACCAGUUAUGGUGUGUUCACAGAAAAUCUUGCCAUGUUUGGGAACAGUUGGAUGGAGGAGGAGCCACGGAAGCUCACAUGUCCAAUGGUGCCAUCUUUCUACCCAUUUCCCUGUUCUACACAAGAGCCCCAUGAACUGCUGAAAGUGGCAGAGGUGUGUACAUCUUUACUGAAAGAUCCAUUUACAUCCUGCCAUGAAUUUGUCAGUCCAUAUUCAUACAUGGCCAGCUGCUCUAAUGACAUUUGUCUGUCUGGUUCCAGUGGUGAUAUUGUUUGCCAUGUGUUCACUGAGUAUACAAGAGCAUGUGCGCAUGCUGGACACCCACUGCACAACUGGAGAGCACAUUUUCCUAUGUGCAGGAUUGAAUGCCCUGCAGAGCUUAUUCACAGAGAGUGCAUCACAUGUUGUCCUGUACACUGCAAUACUGAACACAUCUGCAUUGACAGCAAACUACAGUGUUUGGAUGGCUGCUACUGUCCAGAAGGGCUAAUCUAUGAGGAUGGCAUCUGUGUGAAGCCAUCAGACUGUCCUUGUGAACACCGGGGAAUGCUCUACCCUUCAGGACAUACUAUACAAGAGAAGUGCAACAACUGCACUUGUGUUGGGAGUGUAUGGAACUGCACGGAGCACAGCUGCCCAGGGGAAUGCUCAGUUACAGGAGACAUGUAUUUCCAAUCUUUUGAUGGUCAUAUUUACACCUUCCCAGCUACAUGUCAGUAUGUUUUAUCCAAAAGUCGAAACCCAGGCGGGUUCAUUGUGACAAUCCAGAAUACUCCAUGUGGGCCUAAUUUGGAUGGGGCUUGUAUUCAGUCAGUGAACUUGGUCCUGAAUGAGGACCCUCGCACUGAGGUCAUGCUCAGCCACAGUGGGGAGGUGUACAUGGCAAGCCAGAUCCGUGUCUCUCUGCCAUAUUCAGAUGAGAUAUUUCAGAUCCAGGAGCUAUCAUCCAUGUUUGUACAGUUAAAGACAGUGCAGGGUUUACGGCUACAGUACAACUGGAAAGAAUUUCGACUGUACUUGCAGCUUGGGGAACUGUGGCGGGACAAUACAGUGGGGUUAUGUGGUACCUUUAAUGGUAAUAUGCAGGAUGACUUUCUUGCACCCUCAGGUAUGAUAGAGAGCUCUCCAAACUUGUUUGGGAAUGCUUGGCGCUUGCCAUCAGCCUGCAUGCCACGGCCCAGUUUGUCUCAGCUGGAUCCGUGCGAUACUCAUCAGCAAACCGCAUCCUAUGCCAUGGAGAAGUGUGACAUAUUGACACAGGAGGUAUUUGCUGUGUGUCAUGAGCAUGUAAGUCCCAUGGCCUUUCAGCUGCAGUGCCGUGCAGAUGUGUGCCGGUGUGGAACACCGUGUCUUUGUUCUGCUCUUGCCCAUUACACACGCAUUUGUAGAAAGCAUAAUAUCAUCAUUGAAUUCCGCUCACAUGUGCCUGAAUGUGCUGUGACAUGUCCACCAACAAUGGAAUAUGGCAUGUGUGUGUCAUCUUGUGAACGGCAUUGCCUCUCCCUGUCACUCCCACAGUUUUGUGGAGAUGAGUGUGAGGAGGGUUGUGUGUGUCCUCAAGGAACAUACUACAACAUGUACACACAGACCUGUAUUAAAAGGAGUGAAUGCCCAUGCUCCUUCCUGGGAGCUGAUUACUCUCCUGGAGAUGUAAUUUUGACAUCAUCAGAUAUACAAAUUUGUCAAGAUGGAAAAUUUGUCUCACAAAGCAUUAUUACAGAUAAAUUUUGCCCUCCAGGGCAGGUUUAUGAGGACUGUGAGAAUAUAGUGGAAGGACUUUCAGCUAGUAAAGGUUUAGCUUGUGUCCACACUUGUGAGUCAUACCUUCUUAACCUGACCUGCUCCAGCCAUGAGCCCUGUGUUCCAGGCUGUAUGUGUCCAUCAGGACUUUUAAAGCAGGGUGAUGAAUGUAUUGAGCCUGUUGCAUGUCCAUGUUUAUGGAAGGGUAAAGAGUAUUACCCAGGGGAUAGAGUGUCCUCACCUUGCCACCAGUGUGUGUGUCAGCAUGGUUUAUUCCAGUGUGACUUCCAUCCAUGUGCAUCAAUGUGCACUGUGUAUGGAGACCGACACUACCGUACAUUUGAUGGAUUGCUAUUUGACUACGUUGGCGACUGUAAAGUUUACUUGUUAAAGAGCUCAGCUGAUGUAACAUUAAAUGUUGCAGCAGAGAAUGUAGACUGCUUUGAAAAUGGUGUGAUUUGCAGAAAAUCCCUUUUCAUUUCCAUCGGGCAGUCCAUAAUUUUUUUUGAUGAUGAAAGUGGCAAACCUAAUCCAUCCAGUGUAAUCAACAGACAAAACGUGUAUAUCCUGAAUGCAGGCUACUUCACUAUUAUCCAUCUAACACAGUAUGAGAUUUCAGUGCUCUGGGAUAGAAAAAACACCAUCCAUAUACAAGCUGGACACCAGUGGCAGGGUAAACUCUCUGGUCUGUGUGGGAAUUUUGAUCUCAAGACAGUAAACGAAAUGAAAACCCCAGAUAACAUGGAUGUGUCAACACCACAGGAGUUUGGCAACAGCUGGACAGCAGCAGAGUGUAUUAAUAGUCCAGAUAUAAGGCAUCCAUGCUCUUUGAAUCCAAGCCGAGAAUCUUUUGCCAAAAAGCAGUGUGGGAUACUCCUCAGCGAAGUAUUCCAAGCCUGUCAUCCAGUGGUGGAUGUGACAUCAUAUUAUAUGAACUGCCUGGCGGAUACAUGUAGCUGCUAUCGUGGGGGUGACUGUGAAUGUUUCUGUACAAGUUUGGCAACAUACGCUCACAGCUGCUGCCAACAGGGAAUUCCCAUUGACUGGCGAUCACCCUCCCUAUGCCCAUAUGACUGUGAAUACUACAACAAAGUUAUAGGUAAAGGUCCUAUUAGGCUGCUGACCUACAGAGAGAAAAAUCUGCUAUUGGCAGCCAACUGGACAAGUGGGUUGGUGUUCCUGAAGAGGGGCGUGUCCAGCACGGAUGGUGUUGUGACUCUGUUCAUGAUAACGCCAGGGCUCAGUAAAACCCGACAACAUGAUUCAUCACUAGUAUCAUUUGAAUCAGCAGACAGGCCAAAUUAUUUCCUCCACACAGAGGGCACUGGCCACUUAAGACUGCGCAAGUGGGAGGACAAUACGCACUUUUGUGAUGCAGCAACCUUUAUACUGCAUAGGGACACUUGGAUCACUGGAUUUGAUUCACUAGAAUCACUUGCGUGGCCUGGAUACUUUCUACACUACAUGCUGUAUAAACUGCAACUUCUGAAAUACAAUCACUCACCUCGUUACCGCAGAGCCACACUCUUCAAAAUUGCUGGUAACACUACAGAUGUCUCAAUAAUUCCUCAGUGCCAGUGGCGGUAUGAAUCUUGUACAAGUCCUUGUUUUAGGACAUGCAGCGAUCCAGCAGCCAUGAGCUGUGUGACCACCCUAAAAGUUGAGGGAUGUUUUCCCCAGUGUCCAGCUCAUAUGGUUUUGGAUGAGAUGACUCAGAGAUGUGUCUAUCUGGAUGACUGUAUUAAGCCUUCAGUUACACUGGCAGAAUUCAAUUUAACACUCGCUGCAGUCACCUCUUCCACUCUGGCCUCAGCAAAUAUCUUUACCGUCACAGCAACAGAGGCACUCAAUACCACAAUCAGUCAUACUAAGUCUUCCCCUCCAGAAACUAGUGGAACAGCUUCCACAACUGUUACUAUACACUAUUCAACCCCGUUGUCUCCACCUAUCACUACCUCUACCAUACCAGUACCAGAUGAAUCACUGAGGACAUCAUCAAUCCAUCCUCAGUUGCUGGCUUCUAAUGCUAGAACCAUUACAGUGCCCAGUACUACUAUUUUUACCCACAGUAAGACUACAACUCCAAGAGUAAGAGUAACACCAUCGCUAUCCAGUAGUACAAAUUCCUCUGUUACCCCCACCAUGGACAUUUCCAACACCUCAACCAAGUUACUCACUGGGAUAAGUCCUCUCCCUUCAAUACUAGCAUACACCACUGUGGCCACUUCUGAGACAACACCAGAAACCCUCAAAGUACAUCUUGGUACUACCAGCCCUGAACCUGCCUCAUUUUCAAAAACCUCCACAGUUAGAAUUACAACACCUCCUGAAUUUUCUACAACCAGUAGUACAGAGACCUUUUCUGCUGAAAACUUUACAUUAACCAAAUCUCUUGCAUUGGAUUUGAGUACCUCUGCCAGCACUGCACAUCCUAGUGUUCCUACCCCAUUACAUCCCCUUACUGUUAUGCCACCUACAAUCACUCAACGAUAUUCCACAGAGUUUAUCACAGCAGUCAGUUCCUUCAGAACACUAAAAACAACUACAAUGAGUGAUGGGCAACUGGUGGAUAAAAUGACAUCAGCAACACACUUAACCACAGAAGGGCUACAAUCACCAAACAGGUCCCAAACUACCAGCUCUGCAUUACUCAUCACACCCACUACUCUUAACACUCUCAUAACACAGACAAAGCAAUGGAUAACCCCAACAGAGGAAUUUCUUCAUUUAACUCCUUCGGUUUUGUCCACUUCAGCAAAGGAUGUUAGUCCCAUCAAAGUCUGCACUCCACCAUACUCUUUAGUGGUUGAUGACUGCACUAAGCUCAUUUGUGUGAAUGGCCAGCUGGCCUUAUUCAAUAAGUCCCAGAGUUGCCCCUUUGACUCCAGACCUCCAAACUGUGGUCUACUUGGCUUUGCUGUGCUGGUCAAUGGAGACAAGUGCUGCCCAAAAUGGGACUGUCCAUGCCGCUGUUCCGUGUUUCCAGACCUAAAUGUUGUUACAUUUGAUGGGAACAGUGUAGGCCUUUACAAAGCAGCAGCAUAUGUGGUGACACAACUCAUGAAUGAGAGUGUCACCAUCCUGAUACAGGAGUGCCAUAGUUCAGAGAGCACACUUGUCUGGAAUUUUACUCACUUGUGUCUGGCAGCUCUAAACAUUACGCAUGACUCCAAUCAGUUGCUUGUUAAUCGUUUGCAGAGACGGGUAUAUGUUAACUCAAGGUAUGCAACGCCACGUUUAAAAAAGUAUGGUUUUGAAAUUCUAGAUACAGGUAACAUGUAUCUGAUCUGGACUCCUGCUGGCCUGAAGAUCCAAUGGUUCCACAGUACAGGCAUGAUGGUGAUUGAAACAGAGACUCAUGCCAACAAGCUCUCCACAAUGGGGUUGUGUGGAUGUUGUGAUGGUAAUUCACUAAACGAUCUGAUAUUACACAAUGGUACUGUAGUGGCUGAUGCUGAAGAUCCCACUAUAUUCAUAGAUAGUUGGCAAAUUUCCAAUACCACAAGUUAUGUUGGCCAGAGCAGGAGAAGGGAGGCUAACUGUUCUACUGUCGAUUGCUCUGACUGCUUCAAAAUGCUCAACAACCUCACUUUCACUGCCUGUCAUUCUUAUGUUCCACCAGCUAUAUUUUGUGAAGUAUGGGUACGAGAUGUUGAGUAUGUGAAUAACCCUUGUGUGGCUCUUGCUGCAUAUAUUGCCUCCUGUCACAAAUUUAACAUCUGCAUCAAGUGGAGAAGCAAACACCACUGUCCUUUUGUCUGUCCUGGGACACUGCAGUACCACGCAUGUCUCCCUGCUUGCACAGCUCCUUCAUGUCCUAAUAAGGAGUUUGAGUAUGAUGCUGUACAGUGUUCAGGCAUGUCCGAGGGAUGCAUGUGUCCAGAGGGGACUUUACUUCAUCAACCAUUCUCUGCACUUUGCAUCUCACCUGCCAAGUGUGCCUGUACAGAUAGUUUUGGAGCUCCCCGUGCCUUGGGUGAGGUUUGGAAAGCUUCAGUGGAUGGAUGCUGUAUGUAUCGAUGUGAGAGUGAUGGUAUUGUGCCUGUAGAGUUUGAGUGCAGUGAUAUUCCUCAUCCAGUCUGCAAAAGAGCAGGCGAGAUCAGCGUUAGCCUUACAGAUGACAACUGUUGCACCCAAAGAGUCUGUGUGUGUAAUCAGAGUGCAUGUGAGAACACUUCAAUGGGCUGUAAAUUUGGACAGAAGAUGGUAUCAUACUUUAGACAGGACUCAUGCUGUCCACAGUACACCUGCGAGUGUGAUCCUGAACAGUGUGUGCUAGAUAUCCCUGUCUGCCGAGAGGAUCAGACAUUAAUUGCCACUCGCAACGAAGGAAGCUGCUGUCUGGCUUAUAUUUGCAUGUGUGACAUAUGUUCAGAGGUUAUUCCAGAGUGUGCAGAUGGAGAGUUUCUUACCGUGGAGCUGAAUAGUACAGAUCGCUGCUGUCCCAUAUAUCACUGUUUGUGUGAGCAUUCCAGGUGUUCAGUCAUCAAAUGCCCGGUAGGAAUGGUUGCUGUCUCCACUAAAGUUCCAAAGCAGUGCUGUCCAUCACAGGAAUGUAAAUGUGCAUGUGAGACAAUCUCUCAGCCUAAAUGUGGCAUGGGUGAGAAUUUGCAAUUACACAGAGUAUUUAUGGCAGGCUCAGAGAAUCCCUGUGGAUGCAAACAUUAUCAUUGUGUGAGAAGUGCAGUGUGUGUAGAUGGAAAUAGGGGAAUAAUGAGACCAGGACAAACUUUGAUGGAGCACAGUGCUUUGGGAGUCUGUUAUACCACCAGAUGCACACACACAUUUGACUCUGCCACUGGGUUCUACCGAAUAAAAGCAACCAGUAUUAACUGCACUGCACAGUGUCAGCCAAACCAGGUUUAUGUACCAUCUAAAGACCAGAGUGCAUGUUGUGGAGUGUGUAAGAAUGUGUCCUGUAUGUACCACAAUGACAAUGGAUCUAUAACAUUGUAUAAGCCUGGGAAGAGCUGGGUGUCUGAGUGCUUGCGCUAUGAAUGUACAGACACACAGUCUGGACCAGUACUGGUGUCUUACUCCUAUAGCUGCCCCCCGUUCAAUGAAACAGAGUGCAUAAAGAUCGGAGGCACAGUAAUGGCAUACAUGGAGGGAUGCUGCAAAACAUGCAAAGAGGAUGGAAAAUCAUGUCAGAAAGUCACUGUGCGGAUGACAAUAAGGAAAAAUGACUGCCGUAGCAACAGACCUGUGAACAUAGUGUCCUGUGAUGGCAAGUGCCCUUCAGCAAGCAUUUACAACUACAACAUCAACACUUAUGCACGGUUUUGUAAGUGCUGUAGGGAGAUGGGUCUUCAGCGGCGCUCUGUUCAGCUCUACUGCAGCAGCAACUCCACAUGGAUAAACUAUUCAAUCCAAGAACCUACAGACUGCUCUUGCCAGUGGUCAUAAACCACACACACACACACGCACACACACACACAUACAUACAUACAUACAUACAUACAUACAUACAUACAUAUAUGCCUCAAAUAAAACUGUCAGAUUUACAACUCUGAAUGUUCAUAUUCUCUAUAUAAACAAAGGGCAUUCUACAGUAAAACUGGAUACAGAUUUAUACUGUUGUAACUUGAACAGAAUGUGUUUCUGAACUUAACAUAUUUUAUACAGAGACACACUGGCAGACAUUCAAAUAUAUUUACCUAGCUGAAUAUGCCUUUGCUUGUGGCUUGUACAUUUCUCCUUUUGGAAUUGAAUAUGAGUGGGGAAAAAAGCAAAAUAAUAACAAUAAUUAAAUAAACUAGCUAAACAUAUUAGAUGCAUUUAUCGAAAAUAGUGAUUGUUAAUGUGACUGUUGUUAAGUGAUUACUGAAUAUAUUAAUCUGCUGCUUUGUAAUAACUACAAUUAUGCUGUGUUUUGUGAACAUUAACUAUUUUAUAAUAUUAUGAUUCAAACUUCAAAGCCCAUGAGAACUA